AUGGUAAAUAGUAAGAAAUGCAUAGUCAAAGGUCGUAAAACUUACAUUUUGCAUCUAAACCCAAAUGAAAAAAAUAUUUUUUUUUCCCAAGCUGCCGACGAUCCAGUGAGAAGAGUCACCCUUAAGGACACCGACGAUAAUAUUCCUAAUGCAAAUCAAACCUGGACAUUCAAAGAAGCUGGAGGGACUGCCCCGGACCCCAACAUCCACAUCUACACAGAGCCCUACGCUGGGAUGACCACGAAGCCCACAAAUUUCGUCGAAAGAGCUAGUGGAUCGAUUUGGAAAUUGUGGGCCGUUAUUGUCUGCUGUUUUGGGGCCCUGAAAAUAUUUUAG
Molecule: messenger RNA, 336 nt
Organism: Helobdella robusta
Lineage: Eukaryota; Metazoa; Annelida; Clitellata; Rhynchobdellida; Glossiphoniidae
Exons: 1
Coding region: 1-336 (111 amino acids)
Source: RefSeq, a predicted model, not a curated record